Molecule: messenger RNA, 987 nt
Organism: Pseudomassariella vexata
Lineage: Eukaryota; Fungi; Ascomycota; Sordariomycetes; Amphisphaeriales; Pseudomassariaceae
Exons: 3
Coding region: 1-987 (328 amino acids)
Source: RefSeq, a predicted model, not a curated record
AUGAGGUUCGCAGCAGCUCUCGCUUUGGCAAUUGCCCCCGUCGCUUUGGCCAAGGCCGUUCACAACGUCUACCCCGUCAGGAGAGAUGGACAUAAGGACAAGGGCGACGAUGACGACAACAAGAAGAACAAGGACGAUGGCAAGAACGUAGGAAACCAGAUCAAUAUCAUCGACGCGAGUGUCACAACCCAGAUCAUCCUGAUCUGGAACAACCCGGGAGGCGGUGCCCCAACCACGACACUGAAUGACCAGGUGACGGUGACACAAACAGUCACCGCCAAACCUGAUGCCACUGAAGUUGCCGAGGCGCCUGCUGCCGCUGCUACCCACAAUGUCAUUGUUGGUGGAGCUGGUGGUCUCGUAUACACUCCCGCCGAGUUGAAAGCCGCCGUGGGUGACAUGGUCAUCUUUGAAUUCCAGAGCACGAACCAUACUGCUACCCAGUCCGCUUUCGCCACGCCCUGUGAUCCUCUUGAGGGCGGCAUGGACACUGGUUUCCAGCCCAACCCCGACAAUAGCAUUGUGCCCGCUCCCCAGGUCGCCAUGCAAGUCAUGACCACCUCGCCCGUCUGGUUUUACUGCAAGCAAAUGGGCCACUGCGGAAAGGGCAUGGUCUUCUCCAUCAACCCUACCGCCGACAAGACCCAAGCUAUGUUCCAGUCUAUGGCCAUCGCACAGAAGGGUACUGGAGCCGGCAGCGCUAUCACCGGUAACGCUACAGAGGCCGCUCCUCCCGCUGAGGCACCUCCCGCCGAGGCCGCUCCUGCAUCCUCCGCUCCUCCCGCUGAGGCUACUGCUCCCGCUGAGGCUGCUCCUCCCGCUGAGGCCGGUGCCAUCACCAGCGGCACCGGCACCACCCUCACUGGCGAGACCUGCAUCUGCGCCGUCGCCUGCGGAGCCGGUGCCUUCCCUGCCAUCCAAGCUCAAGGCCUUGGUGCCUUUGGCGGCAUUCCAGGUGGUCUGCCCGCAUCCAUGGUCGAGGCAUAG